Messenger RNA from Lodderomyces oxycetoniae, 1518 nucleotides. Its product is annotated as E3 ubiquitin-protein ligase. Bases 1 to 1518 code for a protein of 505 amino acids. Gene Ontology annotation, biological process: mRNA splicing, via spliceosome; DNA repair; protein ubiquitination. Gene Ontology annotation, cellular component: U2-type catalytic step 1 spliceosome; cytoplasm; Prp19 complex. NCBI's taxonomy places the organism in Eukaryota, Fungi, Ascomycota, Pichiomycetes, Serinales, Debaryomycetaceae. The transcript has a single exon. Gene Ontology annotation, molecular function: protein binding; ubiquitin protein ligase activity. The record is from RefSeq and is a predicted model, not a curated record.
AUGAUAUGUGCCCUUUCCGGUGAGGUGGUUAAAGAUCCUAUAGUGUCACCAAAAAGCGGUGCGGUAUUUGAACGAAGAUAUAUUGAAAAAUAUGUUUCAACAAGUGGAACUGAUCCCAUAAAUAAUCAACCAUUGACAUUAGAUGAAUUAAUACCAAUUAAGUUGGAUUCGGCACAAUCACUGUCACCUCAUAUAGUCCCACCUAACCCGUCUGCAGCUACAUCUAUACCUAGCUUGUUGGCCACAUUUCAAAAUGAGUGGGAUUCAACAGUUUUGGAAAUAUUCACACUCCGAAAGAAUAUACAGAAGUUGAAAGAGGAAUUGAGCGCGGCGCUAUAUAGACAAGAUGCUGCGAUGAAUGUUGCCGCAAAGGCGAUACGAGAACGAGAUGAAGCAAGGGAGGCCUUGGAGAAGUUGGCUCUUUCUUUAGAGGUAAAGAGUGAAGAAGAACAAGAACAAGAAGAAGAAGAAGAAGAAGUAAAAAAAUUGAAGUUGAAAGAUAUUGAAAUCGCGAGAGAUGCAUUGUUUAAACUACACAAGUCGCAAAAGGUGAAGUUUCCCUAUGCCAGUGAUAAGUUUGAAACUGUGAUUCAGGACACUUUUGAAAAAGUGUUUGGAGAAAACAAAGAAGAAAAAAUAGAGAAUGUAAAAUUAGUUUGUUUUAAUAACGAAAUCAAGGGAGUAGUAGGUGUAAAUGGAAGUAAAGUGAUAUUGAAUACCCUAUCGAGCGGGACAAAUGUAUGGGACACAGGAUUUGAGUCGGUUGAUUUAGUAUGUGUGAAUAACAACAAGACUAUUGCCGUUGCUUCUAAGAAUAGACUAAAAUUUUCCACCAGCAAAACCGAAUUGAAAUUGAAUGAGGAUCCCGAGCAAGCUCUGGAGCUGAAUCUGGAAGUAGGAAGUAUCACUCAAAUUAUAGCCCACCCUACUUUAGACCUUUUCAUUGUUUUCACUCAAAAAUCAUGGUUCAUAACUGAUACUCAAUCUAUACUAUCAAAAAAUUCUGUUGCCAAGCCUUUACUGUUCCCUGCCAUUCAUGGUGAUGGAGAGAUAUUUGCUGCUUUUGACGGCAACGAAGUGAAACUUUCAAGUCUUGUACAAAAGGAUACUUUAGCCGUUUUCAAACCAGCUCAUAAACGGUUGACUCAGUUGAGUUUUGCGUCGAAUGGAUAUUGGUUACUUUUAUUGUCAGUCACGGCUAAACUUAGCACUAUACAAGUUUUUGAUUUGAGAAAAGACAUUGAAGCUAAUAAAUUAGAGUUCAACUACGUGGUUGACUCUUUCUUUAUGGACCCAACUUCAAGUAUGAUUAUUGUGAAACAUGGAAACCGCUUUACCAGUUGUGUUUAUCAAAAGAAGACUCGAAGUUGGAAAAAUCCAGAAAAAAUAGAUACCCUGGAAGAUAACCUACAGCUUUACUCAACUAAAAAUAAUGUGGAAAAAGACGGUGUAGUAUAUUUAAUGUCAUACCACUCCAAAAGUGACACUUUAAGUACAUUCAAGUUGGUUAGCAAAUAG